Molecule: messenger RNA, 2133 nt
Organism: Eruca vesicaria subsp. sativa (arugula)
Lineage: Eukaryota; Viridiplantae; Streptophyta; Magnoliopsida; Brassicales; Brassicaceae
Source: the annotation of a GenBank genome assembly
GGAGUGUUAAACUUCGGUGGCGAACUCUCACCGAAAGUUGCAGACUUUACACUCAUGCUAACUCCUCUCUUCGUCUCCGCGCGACCUUUACCAUCACGUAUCACCAUCUCCUCCUUAAACCCUUCAAAUGCAGCCAAAGCUUCCAACUUUGAUCAAUUCAAAGAAAACCCAAGACUCCCCAACGAUUCUGCAAUUAAGGCUCCAACUGCUCCAUGGAUGAAAGGUCCUCUCUUUCUCCAACCCAAUGACCUUAUCAACACUUCACAUCAUCACCACAAGAAGAAACAGAACGCUGAGAAGGAGGAGGAGAAGACGUUUAAAGCGUUGAACCGUAGAGAGAGCGGUGUCAGGGGAAGUAAAGCCAUGAAGAAGAUCGUCCGUAGCGUUGAGAAGCUCAAAGAUUCUGAAGAAACACUUAUGGAUGAUUCUCCAGCAGAGUUUAACUCCUUAAGUGGCAUUGUGGAUAAGAAGGCUGAGAUGAGGAAGAGAAUGCCUUGGGAGAGGGAAGAAGAAAAGUUCAUAUUGAGGAGAACGAAGAAAGAGAGAGUCUUUACAACGGCUGAUCUUAUCCUAGACCAAGGGUUGUUGAAAAGACUCAGACUCGAAGGUUCCAAGUUGAGAAAAUGGGUUAAUGUUAGAAAAGCAGGUGUUACUGAGACGGUUGUGAAUGAUGUUAGAUUAAUAUGGGAAGGGAACGAGCUUGCUAUGGUUAGGUUUGAUGUUCCUCUUUGUCGUAACAUGGAACGAGCUCAAGAGAUCAUAGAGUUGAAGACUGGAGGAUUGGUUGUGUUAAGCAAGAAGGAGUUUCUCGUUGUUUAUCGGGGCCCACCAUCAUCAGAGAGAACUAGCUCGAAGGGACAAGAUGAGAUUAGCUCAUCAUCGUUGUACGAGAGAGAAGGUGAUAGGUUAUUGAAUGGAUUGGGGCCUAGAUAUAUGGAUUGGUGGAUGAGAAGACCGUUUCCAGUUGAUGCUGAUUUGCUUCCUGAGGUUGUUGAUGGAUAUAGAACUCCUUCUAGACGUUGUCCACCAAACACUAGAGCGAAGCUGAGUGACCAAGAGCUUACUUACUUGAGAAACAUUGCUCAAGCUUUACCAUUUCAUUUCGUCCUUGGGAGGAACUAUGGGCUUCAAGGUUUAGCUUCUGCUAUCUUGAAACUAUGGGAGAAGUGUGUUAUUGCAAAGAUUGCAAUAAAAUGGGGAGCUCUCAAUACAAACAAUGAGGAAAUGGCUGAAGAAUUAAAGCAUCUCACUGGAGGAGUUGUUAUACUACGAAACAAAUACUUGAUAAUACUGUUCAGAGGCAAGGACUUUCUUUCUGAUGAAGUUGCGGAUUUGGUUGAUGACAGAGAGAGGUUACUCAGAAGGUACCAACAUUUUGAAGAAACCAAACGUGAGAGCGAUAUAGAGAUCUCUGAGGUGGUAACAAAUGGUGAACAGUUGGAGGAAGCUAGCAAGACAGGAACCUUAUCAGAGUUUCAAGAACUUCAGAGGAAGUUUGGUGAAAUGGAGAUGAGAAACCUGGAGACUGAAGCUGAGAAAGCGAAGCUAGAAAAGGAACUCAAAAGCCAAGAACACAAGCUUUUCAUUCUGAAGUCAAAGAUAGAGAAGACAACAACAGAGUUGCUCAAACUGAAUUCUUUAUGGAAACCAUCUGACCCCGACGAUGACGUUGAGAUACUGACUAAUGAAGAGAGAGAAUGCUUGAGAAGAAUCGGACUGAGGAUGAACAGUAGCUUGGUUCUUGGAAGAAGAGGAGUCUUUGAUGGUGUAAUGGAAGGUCUGCAUCAGCAUUGGAAGCACAGGGAGGUUGUAAAAGUGAUCACAAUGCAGAAGAUUUUCUCUAGAGUUGUUUAUACAGCGAAAUCACUUGAAGCAGAGAGUAAUGGAGUACUAAUCUCGAUUGAAAAACUUAAAGAAGGACAUGCAAUACUUAUAUACCGUGGCAAGAACUACAAACGUCCUUCCUCAAAACUGAUGGCACAGAAUCUUUUGACCAAAAGAAAAGCUUUACAAAGAUCUGUUUCAAUGCAGAGACUCGGGUCACUGAAGUUCUUUGCUUACCAGAGAGAAAGAGCCAUUGAAGAUUUGAAGUUGAGUUUGGUAAAUCUUCAAGACUCUGCUUCUGAGUUCUGA